Molecule: messenger RNA, 1075 nt
Organism: Seriola aureovittata
Lineage: Eukaryota; Metazoa; Chordata; Actinopteri; Carangiformes; Carangidae
Product: jupiter microtubule associated homolog 1-like
Exons: 5
Coding region: 131-667 (178 amino acids)
Cellular component (GO): nucleus
Source: RefSeq, a predicted model, not a curated record
UCGAUAUGUUUUUCAGUGUCGGGUGGAGUCUACAUCCCGUCGCAUCUCUGCGGGGAAGGAGUAGGAAUUUUUUCAAUUAGUUUUUCACUGACUAUUUGUUACUGCCAAGCUAUCGAAAUAGUCCUUAAAGAUGACGACGACAACCACCUUUCAAGGAAUGGACCCUGGUGCUAAAAGCAGUUCCAGGGUACUACGACCGCCAGGCGGGGACUCCAGCUUCACCUUUGGCACAGACGACAACUCGACCCCCCAGCGCAAGAACAAGAUGGCCUCUAGCAUCUUUGCAGAACCUGAGGACCCCCAUGCUCAUCGGAGGAACAAUCCACCUAGCGGGGCUCCCACAGGGACCCUGUGCGGGGAGCCCUCAGCCCCACUGAGGCGGUGCCAGCAGCCUCUUCUCUUCCCCAAGAACCCUCAGCCGGAACUGACCACCAUCCACAACUCUGGGGCAGCCAUGGUCUGGAACCAGAGACGAGAGGGUGAGAAUGGCCAAGAACAAGCAAACGAUGCACCUGUAGAGUGUCCUGACGAUGUGGAGAUGGAGCAUGAGGAGCAAGACCAGCAGAGGGAGACGUCAGACUCCUCCGCCCCGUCGGAUGGUGCCAACGCUGCCGCAGGUGGCCGAAGAAACCCACCCGGUGGCAAGUCCAGCCUUAUCCUGGGUUGAGACCACUUGUUUUUUUUGGUUUUUUUUCAUUCAAACGCUUUUUUUAUUUUUUAAAGAUAAAUACCCCCACCACUCUCUUCCUCCUCAUCAUCAUGUCACCUUCUUCCCUAAUUCACAUGCACUCAUGCUGUCACGUCCAUGGACCCUCGUGUCCUCGCCCUCCACCCUCAAACCUUUUGUUUUGAUCCUUUUUUCUAUUAAAAGAAGAAAACUGUUGACAAAAGCACUUUAUGUAUCUCCCCCCCUCCUUCCAUUUCAGCCCAUCCUGUAGUGCAUCGCGCCUGCUGGGAAAGGCAUGACGUUUAGCUUGUCUCUCAUUCUUCCCUGUUGUAAAUGGUAAAGGAAAAAAUAAUAAAAAAGAUUUGAUGCGUGGAUUUCUAAAUACAAUAAAGAUUGAUAUGAAUUUGC